AUGGAGCAAGCCACAAAGCAAACUUUGAAAGACGACUACGAAGUAGCCUCUAGACUGAUGAGACGGCACCAGCUGGAGCCGACGGUUGAGGAAUUCAUGUCCCUGGUCCAACCAAUUCUCCACGAGGAGUUACCCACAGUGCGCUCCGAGAUCAGGCAGAGGGCAGAGCGAAUCUUCGACAACUGGAGAAGCCUUGAGUCCAUUGUGCAGCGUCACGAGGCCACCAUUCAGAAACGAUGGAUGAACAAAUCACUGAUGAAGAGAAGAGAGUUGAUUCUCACCACCUGGCCCAACAUGGCUCGAGACCACCGCCCAGACAUUGUUCUGGAGAACAAGUCCUGCAGUCCCAGGGAGUUAAAGAAGGAGAAGAAGCUAUUGCUGCAGGGGAAGCGAACACAGUACAAGAUGUAUGAGGGAUCGCAACGUGAGGCCUUACUAAUGCCAUACAUCAACCUACACGAUCUUACCAAAUCGGAGCCACUCCUGCUCAUGAUCAACGCCAGAGCACGCCAGCCUCCACAUGCAUUUUCCAGGCGGGACCUCCAGCUCUCUACACAAGGUGUUUGGCUGACCAAGUGGCGCUCUUUGGAAGGCUACGUUAUGGACUUCGACGGCCGGCAGUCAGGCCCAGAGACUUAUGGCGAAUUGCGAGAGGGAGAAUGGAAGAAUCUUGUCUCCUCCACGGGAGCUGACACUCGGCUUGCUAAUGGGACAAUCAACCCAGGAGACGGUCUAUGGAUCCUAGAGAUUCAAGACCGUAUCUACAAAUUUGUCUAUGACACCGUCAUCAGAAUACUCCACGACAUACCUACUGGCGACUUGACAGGACCCAAGUACAGUAUUCAGCCAGAGCCGCCUCUGCCCUCAGCAAACUCCCGAGCAGACAGCGUCGUCUCCCUCGCCACCACCAACUUGGAAGCCAUUUACUCCCCGCCCGGAAAAAUGGAUCUCCGUCGUCUCCAGCUGCUCGUGACUGCCAAAGCGAAUGAGGAAGAAGACAAACUUUGGGCUUUGCGUGAGGACCCUGGGCGCUUCUCGGAAGGGUUGAAGGAAUUCAUUGCCCAUCAACCUGAGUAUGUUGCAGAUCUACUCGGUGCACAACAUCCUGUAACCACCAUCGAUGGAUGCAGGAAGCAUUAUGGGUCCCAUAUCACAAACCUCGAGGACUUGUUUUCUUUUUUGUUCUUGCUGUCUAAUUUCCGUUCUGUCGAGUUCUGGGUCGGCCUUGAGCGGGACAUCACGGACCUGGUGGAACUGCAGAAGCAACACUUUGGCAGCAAGAUUAUCGAAUCAGGCGACCCGUUGCCAGAGCCUUUCGCGAUGGCAUUAGGCAAGUUUGAGUCUACUCUAUGCAAGUGUGUUGAGGAACGACUCUUCAUCCUGCGAAGGGCGGCCUAUUCAUCCCCACCGCUUCGACCAUAUGUUCGAAGAGCCUCACCCGAUAGCAUCGACCACUUCAACUCCUGUUCGGGCAAGCGGCCACCACAACACAUACUCGACUUCAUGUCUAUCUUGUUCCGACUUUUCCAACAAGACUCUCUCAUGAGCAAGGGCCACAUUUGCGGUGUCCAGUCGCUGAUGGAACAAUACGACAUGUUCAUCAACACCGUCCCAGACGCGCAAGAGGCCGUUUCUUCAUACGUAGCCCAAGAGAUUUCAACCCUGGCGUUGUUGUCCGAAUGUCUGCGACAGAUACAUCUCUUCCAGCCAUGGGCGACGACGGCUCACAGAGAGGUGGAGACGCCGCAUGUACAAGAUACUCCCGUGGCACAUCACUACGGGGAAGAGUGCGAGGAAUUCCCGCCUAAGGAGCUCAGGUUGAGUGUUCAGGUCUGGACAAUGGCUUCUGAUGUAGCAAAGAGCCCGUAUCCAGUCCACAAGAAACGCACCGCGAUGAAUGUGGACGCGAUGCAGAAGGCUGAGGCAUUGCUUGACCAGAUGUGGGCUGCAAUGCUGGGGGAAAUGGAAGAGCACGACUCUCUGAAACCACACUGCAAGAAGGUUCUUUUCUUCCAAGGCCGUCAGUUGCAGCGGACUCCGGACUGGGUUGAGCCAGUGACCUCCACCAAGAAGACACCACACCAAAUCGCAUCUCCCGAGGUCCUUGUGCAGUCCUUUGGUGGGCUCAACAUCGAUGACAACAAGGUGGAAAACUUCCCGAUAGAGAAGAUCAAAGUCAAGACACGUGGGACACCCGCUCCCCAAGCCUCGGCCUCAACGCAAGACGAGGAGACAGAGCAAGAAGACCAGGACCCAGCCCGUAUUAUCCAAGUCGACCGACGAGCCCUCAAAGUCUUCGGAGCACUCUUUCAUACACCUUCCUCAACGUCCAAGCCAGGUGAAGUGCCGUGGACUGAGUUCCUACACGCCAUGCGCUCCGCCGGCUUCAGAAUCGAAAAGCUGUACGGGUCGGUCUGGCAAUUCACGCCCCACGAUGACAGCGACGGCCACGUGGGCGCGGGUAUGAGGAGCAUCCUGUUCCACGAGCCGCAUCCUCAUUCCAAAAUCCCGUUCUGGGAUGCAAGGAGGCACGGGAGGAGGUUGACUCGCGCCUAUGGGUGGAGUGGGGAGACGUUUGUUGCGAGGUAG
Diaporthe citri is the source of this 2589-nucleotide messenger RNA. RefSeq lists its product as uncharacterized. The coding region runs from base 1 to 2589 and encodes 862 amino acids. Lineage: Eukaryota; Fungi; Ascomycota; Sordariomycetes; Diaporthales; Diaporthaceae. The record is from RefSeq and is a predicted model, not a curated record. The transcript has a single exon.